Messenger RNA from Symbiodinium necroappetens, 480 nucleotides. The record is from the annotation of a GenBank genome assembly. Lineage: Eukaryota; Dinophyceae; Suessiales; Symbiodiniaceae.
AUGUUCGGCUCAAGUGAAGAGUGGAGCCAGUCGUGGACAGGACGUGGGAAGACCGAUGUGAUGCCGAAGCCAGCAAGUUUCGGCAAGUACAAUGACCUGAACUUGACUCUGACAGAUGUACAAAAGGCAGAUGGUUGGCACUACCCGUUAACGAAAGAACAGGAGUGGGACAAAUACGGCUACGUGGUGCGGGACCAGAUCCGCUUUAGCUUGCAUGUUCAAGACGGCCUUGUGGACGUGGUGGAGGACUACUUAGAGACCACCAAAAAGGAGUUGAACCUGUUUGCGUGGCAGACCCUGGCCACACCUGCUUUCCUUGACUGGCGAGCUCGGCUGCGGAAGCUCUACGAGGCGGGCGACCGAGUCGGGCACACCCACCCGAAGCUGGUUCGUGGCACGGAAAUCUGGCUGGUUUGGAGGGAUUGGAAGCAAGGGGAAAGGCGCUGGAGAGAGCCCUCCUUUUACCCGGUGGCAAGCAGG